CACAUCUUUUGUCCUCCAGUCCUAACUUUCUUGACCACGAAAUCGGCCUGCUCAGGUUCAUCAAAACAGAGAAACGAAAGCAGAGAGAGAGAGAGAGAGAGAUUGAGAGUGAGAACAAUGGGUCAGUUGUGGACAACGUACAAAAGCUUCCGUGCACUCGCAGGACCAGUAAUCAUGCUGUUGUAUCCUUUACAAGCAUCGGUAAUGGCCAUAGAGAGCAGACCGAUGAACGUGGCAGAAAAUGAGCAGUGGCUCGCUUACUGGAUCCUGUACUCGUUCCUCACCCUCAUGGAGAUGCUACUCCAACCCCUCUUGCAAUGGAUACCGAUAUGGUACGACGCGAAGCUACUGUUCGUGCUGUGGCUGGUCGUUCCUAAUUAUAAAGGGGCGGCUUUUCUUUACGACAAGAUCGUGAGAGGGCAUCUGCUGAAGAAACUCGGACACUACACAGACCGUUACAAGUCGUUCUGAUGAUAUUUCUUCUACUGACACAUUUCUCUCCCUCUUUGCUCCAAAGUUAUUAAUUGUGUACUUCCUCAUGAUUUGGCAAGAAACUUAUCAAAUAAAAAGGGUUUGGCUUUAAUACACUGAAGACCAAUAUCGAUUAUCAAAUAAAGUAGACAUUUGCAGAA
This is a messenger RNA of Eucalyptus grandis, 632 nucleotides long. RefSeq names its product HVA22-like protein e. The transcript is spliced from 4 exons. The record is from RefSeq and is a predicted model, not a curated record. NCBI's taxonomy places the organism in Eukaryota, Viridiplantae, Streptophyta, Magnoliopsida, Myrtales, Myrtaceae. Bases 118 to 471 code for a protein of 117 amino acids.